Molecule: messenger RNA, 153 nt
Organism: Pseudomassariella vexata
Lineage: Eukaryota; Fungi; Ascomycota; Sordariomycetes; Amphisphaeriales; Pseudomassariaceae
Exons: 1
Source: RefSeq, a predicted model, not a curated record
GCUGCCGGAAAGGGCCAUGAGGCCGUGGUGGAGCUCCUUAUUAAGGACGUCCGGGUGAACAGCAAUUUGCCCGACUAUGCUGGUUGGACGCCGCUACUGGGGGGGUUAAAGAGGCAUCAUGGGAUAGUUGUGAGGCAACUUCUCGCUGGUUGA